Drosophila willistoni is the source of this 1345-nucleotide messenger RNA. Its product is annotated as L-dopachrome tautomerase yellow-f. The coding region runs from base 72 to 1286 and encodes 404 amino acids. NCBI's taxonomy places the organism in Eukaryota, Metazoa, Arthropoda, Insecta, Diptera, Drosophilidae. Gene Ontology annotation, cellular component: extracellular region. The transcript is spliced from 3 exons. The record is from RefSeq and is a predicted model, not a curated record.
UGUGGAAAUAUCAAUUUAUAGGCUGCAGCGUGAUUUGUUGGCUGUUAGUUGAUUUAGUGCUGGGAAAGGGAAUGAUAGAAGUCUUUAAAUGGAAGCAGAUCGACUACCAUAAUCGCGGUGAACAAGCGCAAACUUCGCAUGGGUAUGGAAGAUACCGAUAUAGCGCUAGAGACUCGCGGCCUAUAGACAAUGUCACUGACACAUCCUAUAUUGCCUACAACAAUGUGCCAAUGGGUGUUACACAUUUUCGUGGACGACUUUUUGUAACCAUGCCCAGAAGGCAGACUGGCAUACCAUCGACCUUAAACUAUAUUGACCUGCGUCGGGAUGGCAGGUGGAACAGCAGUCCAAAGUUGAGGGCUUACCCAGAUUUCGAGUUGAACCAGUAUAAUCACAGUGCCCACAAUCUUGUAUCAGUCUAUCGGACCUCGUUGGAUCAAUGUCAACGAUUGUGGUUCAUUGACACAGGAAUGUUGGAAUAUCCAAAUAAUCGUCAGCAAAUAAAAAGACCCAGCAUCUGGAUCGUUGACCUCCAUACUGACCGGGUUAUCAAACGCUUUGAAGUCCCAGAGACCAUUGCGCAAAUCGGACGCGGCAUGGCCAGCAUUACCAUCGACAUUGAAAAUGAACGAGACUGCAAUUGUGCAUUUGCAUACAUACCGGAUCUGAUUAAUCGCAAGUUAUAUGUUUACAGCUUGGCCGAAGAUCGCAUCUGGUCGUUUGAACACCCUUUCUUCAACCCUGAUCCAUUGACCAAAGAAUUGAACAUUGCCGGUCAGUCCUUCCGUUGGCCCGAUGGCAUCUUCUCCACGACCUUGGGACCUCGGCAUCCGGAUGGCAGCCGAAGUGUCUAUUUUCAUCCCAUGGACAGCUACAAUGAGUUUGUAGUCUCCAAUCGAGUGUUGCAGCACGAGCCAAAUGCAGCUCGCUCAGAUCAUGGUAACGAUUUUCAGUUGUUGGGCUCCCGCGGUGAACGAAAGCAGUCCACCAUACAUAAAUAUGAUCCACGGACCCAAGUUGUUUUCUACAAUGAGGUACAGUCUAAUGGUGUGGGCUGUUGGAACACCAAUAAGCCAUUUGCGGUGGCCAAUCAUGACAUCGUCGCGUCGAAUGCUCAGGAAAUGAUCUAUCCAAGUGAUAUGACGAUUGACGAGGAAGGUACCAUUUGGGUUGUCACCAAUUCUAUGCCAAUUUUCAUUUACUCUACCUUAGAUCCAAAUGCCUACAAUUUCCGCAUUUGGAGGCAAAAUGUCUAUGAAGCAAAACGAAAUACGGUUUGCGAAUGAAUUGUAAUUAUUUAUGGGGUCUUACGACUGAUUUGAAAUCAAACAAUAAGAAAUUUUAA